GAUUCAUUUUUAGUUUCUUUUUUGCCAUUCGAGAUGCAUGACUAAAAUUCCGGUUCUCUCCAAAAUCAAUCGUUUCCCAGUUUUUGCAAAAUCAUUUCGUGUCUUCGCAUUAUUUAAACAAAUCCCAAAUACUCCCCAAAUCAUUUUGCUGACCGGAUUUUCAAAGAAAAUAUUUUUUCUUUGAAAAAAAUCCAAAAUCAAGAUGGUUCGUCCUUCAAAUCCAAAACUGAUGUCGAAGAUUCUGGAGGCCGUUACUCUUCUCCGGGAAAGUAAAGGAUCCUCGGUUCGCGAUAUUCUCCAGUUGGUGAAGAAAAGCUCCAAUGGACAGAAUAGAAAUUUGACAAUGCAGGUUCAACGAGCUUUAAAACAUGCUGUAACAGCGGGAAUUUUGAAACAUAGAAACGGUCGUUAUAAAGCUGUGAUUGCUCUCGCUGUCACUCAAGCCUCAAGAAGACGUCGUACUGAGGAUGAUUACAAAGUCGCGGAAGAAAUGCCUGAUCCUGAUGAAUCAACAGCUGGAGUAGAUCCUUUUGGUGCCGUUCAGGAUCGCAGGAGGAGGCGAAAGCGUCGUGUAAGUCGCAAGAGGAAGGGAAGCCACAGGAGGAGGGCCAGCCGCAAAAGGAGGAAGGGAGGAAGGAGGCACGCUAAUGAAGAAUUCGAGGAUAUGGGACCUACUGAACAUAAAAAAAUGUCUGAAAAAUCCAGAAUUCGUGAAGAAGAGUCCGUUGAGCACAGAAACCACAAAAACCUGAAUUCGGCUUCAAGAAGAUCGUCUUCAAGAUCUCGACCAAAGGAAGAAAUUUCCGAACAAAAUAAUAACAGAAGAUCUUCAUCGAGACAUCGAAGUCAGUCCCGGAAUAAUCAGCCCCCAAUUGAAGAUAUGGACAGCCCAAGUGUAAUGGAUUGUGAAGAUGAUAUCAAUGACAAUGAAGCUGAUAAUGACAUAUCCGAAUCCAAAAACUGUGGAAGCAACUGUAGCAUUAACUAAAAAUAUUACCACUUUUUCAUAAAGAUAAAAAUUUUCUCCUUUUCUCAAAAAUUUUAAUUAAAAUCAGACAUUUUUUUUUUAUUUAA
Messenger RNA from Belonocnema kinseyi, 1074 nucleotides. RefSeq names its product histone H1, gonadal-like. The record is from RefSeq and is a predicted model, not a curated record. Gene Ontology annotation, molecular function: DNA binding. Gene Ontology annotation, cellular component: nucleosome. The coding region runs from base 203 to 988 and encodes 261 amino acids. The transcript has 5 exons. Lineage: Eukaryota; Metazoa; Arthropoda; Insecta; Hymenoptera; Cynipidae. Gene Ontology annotation, biological process: nucleosome assembly.